Molecule: messenger RNA, 1363 nt
Organism: Exophiala oligosperma
Lineage: Eukaryota; Fungi; Ascomycota; Eurotiomycetes; Chaetothyriales; Herpotrichiellaceae
Exons: 3
Coding region: 332-958 (208 amino acids)
Biological process (GO): ceramide metabolic process; negative regulation of ceramide biosynthetic process; intracellular sphingolipid homeostasis
Cellular component (GO): endoplasmic reticulum membrane
Source: RefSeq, a predicted model, not a curated record
CCAGUUCCCAGUUCUCUCCAUCAAGGGAAUCUCUGCCUGCAUUACUCGCCUCUGCCGUCUAAUCUGAGACUUAUCCAUCCUCAACGCCGCCGUGUCUUACUUGCUUCAACCUGGGUCUUUUUUUUCGGAUACUGCAUACUGUAUCCUCUUGAAAGUUCAGAUCCUCAGACCUGCCACCAAUCUGUUUCGUCAUCUAUCCUACCUCCCAACAACUUCGUCCGACCUCAUCUUUCAUAUCACCUAUCCCAAGCGAACAGUUCCGCUCGACUCGACCAGUCCAUCCUUUAGUGUUUCCCUUUUUUUCGACCAGAUUCAAUUUUCCGUCUCGUCCAUGACCUCCCAUACCACCCUCCAUCGAACAAUCUCCUUCCAAGCCGAUGCCAGGCUAGCACCCCCAACAUCGUCGUACGAUUCAGCCAUGAACAAUGAGAAAAGUGGUCGAAGGAGGAGAUCUAGCAGUAUCAUCUACCAGGAACCGCCGGAAUCAUUGGAACAGAUCAGCGACCAACUAGCCGAACCAAAUCUCAACUCACAAUGGGUCAACGCAAAAGGUGCAUGGACGAUACACCCCGUCCUGAUCAUCGGCCUCAAGAUCUUAUUUGACAUUAUUCCGGGCGUGACGCAGGAAAUAUCAUGGACACUCACCAACAUCACAUAUAUGGCCGGUUCUUACCUGAUGUUCCACUAUGUACGAGGCGUGCCGUUCGAGUUCAACGCCGGAGCCUACGACAACUUGAACAUGUGGGAACAAAUCGACAACGGGGACCAGUACACGCCUGCGAAGAAAUUCCUCCUGACGGUACCGAUUGUCCUUUUCCUCUUGAGCACGCACUACACGCACUACGAUUUUACAUAUUUCACCAUCAACUUCAUGGCUCUCAUGGCCGUCGUGAUACCCAAACUCCCUCAGUUCCACCGAGUCAGAAUUGGUCUAUUUUCAGAGCCGCCCGAGGAGUGACCCACGGGAUGAAUGGAGUACCUCUCUUUUUUUUGCAGGUCAAAUGCGAUAUCAAGAUCCUUUUUUUGAUUGGUAGUAACCUGGCUUUCUACCUCGACAUUCCUUUUCUAGCCAUGUGUUUUAUGUCAUUUUUUGCCUUUUUUUCCAGGAGAGACAAGUCUCUACGACGUGUGUAACAACUCGGCAUGGAGAAAUCGGUUCGAGGGAGAGGGAAGGAGGGUAGAGUGACCUCGUUGGGAAUACUUUACGCUGGAAAAAAAAGAAGUCGAGGUAGAAAAAAGGGAGACAUGGAACGGCACAGAGGAAAAAUUUGAUGAUGGGAUAUCACUACUUCUUUUUAGCAAUCCACGAGUCAGUCCGUCAUGAUUUCGCAGAUUCAAUGCCAUUCUCUUUGUCUCUAUAACA